AUGUGUGACAUGGGGGGCCUGGACAACCUGGUGGCCAACACGGCUUACCUGAAAGCACAGGCCGGCGAUGACAAGGAGAUGCGGCGGCGGCGGCGCAGCCUGGCACUCCCCAAGCCCGAGCAGUGCUCCGCCUUGCGCUUCUCCAUCGGCAACGACUUUGAGACGCUGUGCCAGCGGCAGCCCAUCGGCAAGAGGUUCUUCCGGCAGUUCCUGCGAGACGUCGCCGCGCCCGAAUACUUGGCCGCUGUCGAGUUCCUGGACGAGCUCGCCGACUGGGAGCUGGCCGAGGACGGAACCAAGGACAAGGCCCGGCAGAACAUCAUCAAUCGAUUCUGCAAGGCCGAGUCCAAGAGCUUCCUGGCCUUCCUGACAGGUGGCGUGGCAGAGAAGUGCAAGGCCGUCACAGAGAAGGACUUCGAGGAGGUGGUGAAGGGGCAGGUGAGGGACGCCACCAGGGACUUCUUGAGGGGGAAGCCCUUCACCGAGUACCAGAACAGCCCCUACUUUGACCAGUUCCUACAGUGGAAGCAGUACGAGAAGCUGCCAAUCAGUGAGAAGUACUUCUAUGAGUUCAGGACCCUAGGCAAAGGAGGCUUUGGAGAGGUGUGUGCCGUGCAGGUGAAGAACACAGGCCAGAUGUACGCCUGUAAGAAGCUGGACAAGCGGCGGCUGAAGCAGGAAGCCGGAGAGAAGAUGGCCUUGGUGGAGAAGCAGAUCCUGGAGAAGAUCAACAGCCCAUUCCUGGUCAACUUGGCUUACGCCUACGACACCCCCGACCACCUUUGCCUGGUCAUGACCCUCAUGACUGGCGGCGACCUCAAGUACCACAUCUACGACAUUGGCGAGCGUGGCAUCGAGAUGGGUCGGGUGGUGUAUUACACGGCACAGAUCGCCUCUGGCAUCCUGCACCUGCACACCAUGAACAUCGUCUACCGUGACAUGAAGCCAGAGAACGUGCUGCUGGACAGUCAAGGCCAGUGCCGGCUCUCAGACCUAGGAUUGGCGAUGGAACUGCCCAAUGGGAAGAUUCUCUGCCAAAAGGCUGGCACAACUGGCUAUAUGGCCCCAGAGAUCCUGAAGAUGGAGCCGUACCGCAUGUCCGUGGACUGGUGGGCGUUGGGCUGCAGCAUCUACGAGAUGGUGGCCGGCCGCCUGCCCUUCAGGGACUACAAGGAGAAGGUCCAGAGGGAGGAGGUGGCCAGACGCACCGUCGAAGACGAGUGCAAGUUCACACACAAGAACUUUGAUGCCCUCACCAAGAACAUCAUCAGCCUGUUCCUGAAGAAGAGAAUCAUUGAUCGGCUCGGAUGCAAAGGUGACGACCCCCGGAAACAUGAGUGGUUCAAGUCCAUCAACUUCGCCCGUCUGGAGGCGGGCCUCAUCGAGCCCCCCUGGACGCCCAAGCCCAACAUGGUCUACGCCAAAGACACGGGCGACAUCCGCGACUUCUCCGAGGUCAGGGGCACCGUGAAUUUCGAUGUCGUCGACCGGAAGUUCUACAAGGAGUUUAGCACGGGGGCGGUGUCCAUCCCUUGGCAACAAGAGAUGAUUGACAGCGGGCUCUUUGAAGAGCUGAAUGACCCCAGCAGGGUGGAGUCGUCCUCAGCACUGGUCACUGGGGAAGAGAAGAAGUCCAAAUCCUGCACACUGCUCUAAGUGUGGCCAGACAUCAACA
Messenger RNA from Sardina pilchardus (European sardine), 1675 nucleotides. RefSeq names its product G protein-coupled receptor kinase 7b (gene grk7b). Gene Ontology annotation, molecular function: ATP binding; rhodopsin kinase activity. Bases 1 to 1656 code for a protein of 551 amino acids. Lineage: Eukaryota; Metazoa; Chordata; Actinopteri; Clupeiformes; Clupeidae. The transcript has 4 exons. Gene Ontology annotation, cellular component: cytoplasm. The record is from RefSeq and is a predicted model, not a curated record. Gene Ontology annotation, biological process: protein phosphorylation; regulation of signal transduction; signal transduction.